AUGAACGGCUCUCGCCCCGCUAGUACCAACCAGGGCUUCCUCGGCUUUGGCUUUAUGGGCGCCAAGUGGCCGAGGAUUUUCUUCGCCAUUACCCUCAUCCAGGCUAUUAUUUGCUUAACCUUCGAGGCUUACGUAUUUUGGAAGUUUCAGACCGGCCUGACCGAUCAAGCGCCUACGGGCAAAGCGAAGGAGGACUCACCGAGACGGACGAUCCCGACCUUCCUCGCUCUCUUCAUUUUCGGUUUCUUGUAUGAACUGGUCAUUGUAUGGGAUGCCCUGCGAGCCAAGAACACUAUUCAGGUCAUUGGCGUAUGCAUUGCCAAUCUCGCCUUGUUGGUUUAUACAGCCAUCCAAGUCGACCAAAUCGCCGAGGCGGUCAGUGAUCUCAAGGGUAUCAAUGCCCUCAAAAAUCCCCAUGACGACAUGUGGGCCGAUGUCAAGCCUUAUCUCAUUGCGAUUCCCUGCAUUCUCGCCUUCGGCACAAUCGCCAUGGCAUUUGUUGCUUGGAAGCUUUACCAGGUUUUCGCCUGGGACAUUCUGAAGACGAUAGGAGCUGAUUACAGAAUGAAGAAGCGAUUCCUUCACUACCAAAUUUACCUCGCCCUCCUGAAAUUCGACUUCUUCUUUUUCCUUGGUUUCACCGUUCAAUUCCUGGUCAUUGUCGACAUUAGGACCGAUACCGAAUUCGGCUUGACCAUCGCCGCUGUUCCGGUCACCAUUGCCAUUCUUCUCAUGGCAGCCUGGUUCACCAGAAUUGAAAACAAAGUCGGCAUGGUUGCCGUCAUCGUUCUCUACCUCGGCGCCCUGAGCUACUUUAUCUUCAAGCUCGUUCGCAUUUACCAGCCGGAGACCCGCGAGCUGUACCAGCCUGUCAAGAAGUCCCUUACUGCGUUCACCGUCAUCACGAUUCUUCUCAUCAUUUGCACCAUCAUCAACUGUAUCGUUUGCAUGCGCAACUUCGGGGCCGGUCUGAAGGCCCACCUGCGCAAGCCGUCUCGGGACUUGGAAAAGAACCCUGACCUGAACUCCAUCAACCUCCAGGACGUCAAGCCUCAAAUUGCGAGCAGAAUGACGAUCGAUUAA
This is a messenger RNA of Colletotrichum truncatum, 1083 nucleotides long. RefSeq lists its product as uncharacterized. Gene Ontology annotation, cellular component: Golgi apparatus. Lineage: Eukaryota; Fungi; Ascomycota; Sordariomycetes; Glomerellales; Glomerellaceae. The record is from RefSeq and is a predicted model, not a curated record.